This is a messenger RNA of Saccoglossus kowalevskii, 5748 nucleotides long. RefSeq lists its product as uncharacterized. Gene Ontology annotation, biological process: mitotic cell cycle; regulation of G2/M transition of mitotic cell cycle; metaphase chromosome alignment. Gene Ontology annotation, molecular function: microtubule binding; dynein complex binding. Gene Ontology annotation, cellular component: spindle pole; nucleus; chromosome, centromeric region. Lineage: Eukaryota; Metazoa; Hemichordata; Enteropneusta; Harrimaniidae. The record is from RefSeq and is a predicted model, not a curated record.
GCUGAGCUGAAGAGUACUCAAGAUGAUCUGAGUGUGAUGAGUAAUGACCUACUGUCAAACAAGGACACUUUCAAAAAAUCACAGUCUGAGUUCAUUGCAGAGAAAAAACAUUUAUGCAGUCAGCUGAGCGAAACACAAGAAAAUUACAGCAUUGCGACUGAUAAGCUGAGGGAGCUUGAGAUGGAGCAUACAAGCACCCUGAAUGAGUUACAACGUAUCAAAGGAGAAAUUGCUGAAUUGUGUGAAAAGAAAAGUGCUAUGGAAACUGACAUGACAGCCCUGACAACUGAGGUGGGAAAUCUUAAAAUUAUGGUCAAUGAAAGUGAGAAUAAGGUCCGUGACUUGGAAGAAAUUCUUAAGCACAAAGAAAAGGAUGUGGAAGACCUUAAAUCUGAGUUGGUGAAUGUGCAGGAUGAAUCUUCUAAAUGUCAAAAAAAUCUCCUAUCAAAUGUACAAAAGAAAGAUCAAGCAGUUACUUGCCUAGAAGAAGAAUUGAAGAAGACGAGGGAUGAAGUGGAAUUGACACAGUGCGAAUUGAAUGAUCUGAAAAAGACAUUAGCUGAAAAAGAGCAGGACUUCCAAGAAGAAGAGAAAAAACACAAAGGAACAGUCAACUCAAUGCAAGAGAAUAUAGAAGUUAUGCAGGAGAAUUUGAAAACUGUGAAUCAGGAAUUACUGGAAGAGAAGCACAAAGUCACCAGUCUUCAGGAAGAGAUUACUAUGCUGCAGUCACAAAUGACUGAAAUGAAGGAGUAUACGGAAAUAAGGGCAAAGCAGAGUCAGAAAGAAGAAGCUCAAUUACAGCUUGAUCUUGAUGUCCGAAUGGAUGAAGUUGAUGAUUAUCAAAAGCAGUUAGCAGCUAAAAAUGAGUCACUGCUUGCACUUGAGAAAGACCUUGUACUGUCAAAGGAAAAAGUCUCCGAAUUGGAGAAGGUUAUCUCUGAUCAUGCUGAACAGAUGACUAAGAUUAUUGAAAGGCACCAAGUAGACACUAACAGACUCGAAGAAGAGCUACUGCAUCAUAAACAUCAAGUGGAGUGCUUUGAGCAGCAGAUCAAAGAGUUGGAGAGUACCUCUUCAAAUGACAAAUCAUUGUUACAGCAGCAGUUACUUGAUGAAAGUCAAAGAUUCAAGCACUUGACAGAAAAAUAUGAAAAUGAAAUGAAGAUAAUGAAGCUUGAAAAUGAGACGUAUAAAUCAGAGCAUGAACAUAUUGUGAGUUUAGUCGAGGAGAAGGCACGGCAUCUAUCAGAAGAUUUGGAAAAGGCGAAAGGAGAUCUUAAAGAUGAGAUGGACUGUAGAAAUCAAGUACAAGCUGUUGAUGCCCAACACAAUGCUAUGAUUAUAGUAUUACAAGAUGAAAUUGCUGCUUCAAACGAAGCUCUCAAAGACAAAACUAACACCAUGCUAGAACUGGAACAACAGCUUGAGGACACAAAGAGCAAGUUGGGCAAUGCUGCGACUCAUAUCGAUAAACUGCAGGAGUCGCUCAAGGAACGAUAUGAUGCAAUGCAGCACGCUGAGAAGGAAUUCAGUGAUGCAAGACAUGAUCUAGAGAUGAGAAUCAAGGGUCACGAACAUGAAAUUGAGAAUUUAAAUAGUGAUCUUGAAACAAAGGAAAUUGAACUAGAGAAACUUCACAAACUGAAGAGCAGUGUGGAGACUGAACUUGUAACUGUGACGGACAAGAAGAAAGAAGAUGAUAACAUUUUGAGUGUCAGAUUAGAAGAGUUGGAUGGGGAAGUUACUCAACUGAAAGAAGAAAAGGGCUAUGUAACCGAUCAGUUAGACUGUCUGAAAGACAAACUGUCAAGAAUAGAGUCUGAGAAGAAACAAGCGGAGUAUAGAGCACAGUGUGCUGAGGAUGAACUAACAGCUACUAAAACUGUUGUUGAAGAAAUGAAAAUGCAUGUAGACCAAAUGAAUGAGGAAAAACUGAACUUUGAGAAGAAGGUUGUGGAAUUGAAGGAUGAGGUUAAAAGUUUGAAGGAGCAGCUGCUUGCUGCAGAAGCCCAUCUAGAAAAAGUGCAGUUCACUGUUGAACAGUCUGCAGAGAAAGACCAGGAACUCUCAAGCCAAGUUGAGAGCCUUGGGACAGAAAAAACCAUACUUGCUGAGAAGCUUGACAGUAUGCAAAGGGAGCUUAUGGAUGCUUCAACAUCAAAGAGAGAGUUGAUGAAUCAGUUGGAAUAUUUAACAGCUGAUUUGGAGAAUACACAAGCUGAGAGAGAGCAGCUAGUUGGUAGCGUUGAACACUGGCAGUGCAGUCAACAAGAAAUAAGCCAGCAGAUUGAAGAAUUCAAGCAAGAGAAGGAAAGGCUUGGGGAUGAGUUGCAGUCGGUACUGAAUCUAAAAGAAGAUGCAGAGCAGAUGGUCGAAGAUUUGCAAGACACUGUCAGAGGGCUUGAGAAUGAACGAUUGGAAUUGCGUGAGAAGGUGAAAAGUCUUGAAGUCACAAAUGAUGGCUUGAAAUGCCAGGUUAAAAUUAAUGAAGACGCCAUUGAGAAGUUGCAAAUUGAGAAAAAUGAACUUGAUAGUAAUCUUGACACUAUGGAAUCCUCUACAAAUCUUGUCAGUGUGGAGAAACAAGAACUAGAAGGGCAAGUCAGGGAAUCAAAUAUAGCAAGAGAGAAUGCAGAAAAAGAACUGAAAAAUGUGCAGACAAAUCUGAGCCAGUUGCAGGAAGGAAAGGAAGCCUUAGAAAAAGAACUGAAAAUCGUGACUGCAGAGAAAGCUCAUUUGGAGGACCGAUUUAGUUCAACCCAGCGUGAGUUGCAAGAAAUCACAGAAGGGUGUAAACAAUUGAAGUCUAUCAUUGAGACAUUUGCAAGUAAAGAGAAACAAGCUAGAGACCAGCAGCUUGCGAAUGUGGAAUUCAUCGAGAGUUUACAAACAGAAAAUUCUGAAUUGACAGAGCAAGUGAAGUGCAGUGAGAGAGAACUUGCUGAAGUAGAAACACAGAGUAAAAAACUUGCUGCUGAAAUAGAAAAGCUUGAACAUGAGAAUAAAACAUUGAGGGACAAAAUGGAGGCUUUAGAAACUGAACUCAGUGUACUCGAUUCAGAAAAAGGUGAUCAAAAUAAACAGCUUGAGAUGAAAGUUGGGGAAAUGGAACAUCUUCAAAGUGAAAUCAAGAGUCUGUCUCAUCAGCUCAACAACACAAGACAAGAGAAAGAAGUGAUCGAAGGCCACAUGGAAGGCGAGGUUUCGUCUCUCACAACAGAAGUUAGUAACCUGAGUGACGACUUAAAAUCUGCCAGCUCGAAGCUCAAGAAAUUAGAAGAACGUGAACUGCAGUAUCAGCAGAGCAACUGUGCCCUCGAAACAGAAAAGCAGGAACUUGGCGAACAGGUUGCUGCGCUGAAUAUUCAGAGUAAAAUAAUACAGGAUGAGAAAAAUUCAUUUGAAGAAGAAUUGCAGCAACUUCAGAGAGAAUUCCAAGAUAUUGCCCUGGCAAAAGAAACUCUGGCAAAGGAGCUACAAAAAGUUGAGACCUGUAAGCAAGACUUGAUUGAGCAAGUCUUGUCCUUGGAAAGUGAAAAGACUCUUCUCUUAUCUGCAAAUACUGACAUAGGCAAAGAGGCCGAGAGCACAAAGUUUGAAAUUGAUGAACUGAAAUGCAUGAUUGAGGAGUUGCAAGAGCAACUGAAGGCAGAGACAAACCGAGGAGAGGAACUGCAGGAGGUCCGUGCCAUGAUGGAAGAUGAGAACACAACUUUAAAAAAACAACUGGAAGAUGCACUGACAGAGUACAAGAAACUUGAAAAACAACACUCUGAUAAUGUAGCCACUAUUGACAAAGAGAAAGAUAGUCUGCAGCGUGAAGUACAUCAACUCCAGUCCAAAUUAGAGGAAUAUCAAACUGAAGCUGUAGAUGCAAAGUUGUCAUUAGAUGAAAUUACAAGUGAGAAAUCUGACGUGGAGAAGACUUUGCAGCAGAAACACAAGGAGCUAAUUGAUUCCAAAGCUGCACUACAGACUGAGAUUGCGAAGUACGAACAAAAACUUGCUGAUUUAGAGAUCCACAGUAAAGAAGAAAUAACCCGCAUGCAAGAAAAGUAUGAUGCAGAAUUAGAGACUUACAAGAAUAAAGUGACAAAUGUGGAGAAACAGUUAACAGAACAGAAGACUGUGAUUGGCGAUAUCACCACACAAAGGGAUGCAUUGGUGCUAACUGUCCAGCAAGUUGAAGACAAAUUAACCAGCGUUACUGCAGAAAGUGAAAACAUGGAGGAAGAAAUUAAUAGUUUGAAAUCCAAAUGUGAGCAGCUUAAGUUAUCCGAAGAGAAAGCUAAGCAAACCAUGAAGAAUGUCACCAUUAAACUGAAACGGCUUGAAGUUGAAGGGUCACCCAGCCAGCAACACACUCGGGAGAUCAAGAAACUUGAAACGCAGUGCUCUAAAUUACGAGGGGAACUUGCCGAAGAGAAAACUAUGAGAGUUAAAGUAGAAGCAGAAUUCAACAAACUUCAGGGGGAUCUAAAAACUACAACAGUACCGAAUGAUGUAGAUGAUAAUAAACUGAAAGCUAAGGUUGAGGCACUACAGAAAGACAAGGCAUACCUGCAGGGAAAAUUACAAUUGGCAAUGAAUAAUGCUAAAAGAUUAGAAAAAGACUUGUCAUCGAUGCGCAGUCAUAUAUCCAAGAUUGAAGCCAAUAAAAAUAACGAAAGUGAAACUGGUGGGGAUCGGGAAAAAGUUGAGCAUUUGCAAAAGCUGCUGAAAGAUAUGGACGAUAAGUUGGCAUCUAAGGAGAAAGAAGCCAGUAGCAGUAUGGAGAAGUAUUACAAUUUGAUCAAGAAAUUUAAGAAGACUGAAGGUCUGAAUGAGAGCUUAAAAACCAGAGUGAUGCUACUUGCGCAUCAAUUGAAAUCAACACAGGGACAUAAAAGUAUGGAUUCAAUGUCCUGUACAAACAAGAGCGAAAAAGUUGAAAAAACCACAAUUAGUAGUCCAAUGGUUCCCUGUGAAGUGAGAGUUGAGAAAUUGCCAGAAUCAACACAGAAUUUAACUCCCCAAGACAUUAGAAAGACUCGACUAUCUACUAAAAGGAGAAGUCUUAGUCGACGCUCACCUGCAGUAGAAACUCAGAAAAUGCCUAAAAGGGAUACACAAAAUGCUGAAGUGGAAAGAAAAACAGAGGAGCCAAGGAGCAGUAAACGUUCAAGGAGUCCGUCUACAUCCCAAGAGUCAAAGCGUGCUAAGCAUUUCAGUGGAAAAGUGGAUGACAAUAAAGCUGUUCUAAAACAUGUGGAACAUAAAAAGCUUGAAAUUAAAGACUCAGAUGAUGUCAAUAAAGUGUCUGAGAAUGGCUGUGAUGCUAGCAGUCAAAAUCUUCACCAAUCAACUGUGUUAUCAUCCUCAUCGCCAUUGUUAUCUGCAGUUGCAUCUAGUACGCAAGCCAAGAAAGUUUCUGCUGAUUCACUCACAGUUCCCACCAAUCACCACAGACUGAGGAGCCAGGAUCAUCAUCAGCAGUCGUCGGACGUCAAAGUGAAACCACCAGCUCGUAGGGUAACACGCAGUCACAGCUCAGCCAGAAUGGCCACCAACCCAUCGGUGGAAAGUGCGGCUUUGACAACUGUGACAAACAGUCCCAAGAAGGUUUUAACUGCAGAACCCACAAAGAGAGGUAAUCGUAUGGGAACUGCACAGCGCUCACUAAGUCUGAAGAAAUCACCUGAGCAGAAAGCCUUGCGCAAACAACAAGGGCAAGGCAAAGGCAAAGAAGAUUGCAAAGUUCAAUAG